Durusdinium trenchii is the source of this 333-nucleotide messenger RNA. The record is from the annotation of a GenBank genome assembly. NCBI's taxonomy places the organism in Eukaryota, Dinophyceae, Suessiales, Symbiodiniaceae.
AUGGCUUCCAUCACGCCCGUAGUGCCUUCAGCUGGUGGCAGCGGGCGGUUGCCCGACUCCGGAAAAUUUUCAACGACCAGAGUGUACUCGGAAAUCAUGGCAGAGCGAGAGCGAGCAAACACAGCGCAAGUUGUCAAGAAGAAGGUUACCCCUACUGUCCCGGAUGAGCCGGCCUACAUAAAGCACAUCACUGCCCGCACUCCAGUUUUUGCCUUCAAUGAAGCCGUUCUUGAUCGUCCUCUCACCGACAUGGGUAAGGCCUACAUCACCAUGACGCCUGCCCGGAGGAAAGAACAGGCCAGCUCCAAGCUUGAGCCCAACAAGACACGGUGA